AUGGAGUCUCAGGCUGCCACUAUAUUCAAGAAAUUGGGUGCGGCAGUCAACUUGAUGCCGUUUGAUAUAUUCAAGAAAUUGGGUAGGAAGGAAGAGGAGCUUAAAUGCACGAAUACUAGACUUCAGCUAGCUGACGGAGCAAUUAGCAGCACGCGUGGACUUUUAGAAGAUAUCGAGGUCACAGUGAGAGGAAUCACGGUGCUAGCAGAUUUUGUGGUGCUUGAAGCAGGGCAAGCUCUAACGAGCCCAGCACUGAAUAGUGCGCCAGCUCUGAACAGCAUAUGCCAAGAUUUUGCUGAGGCGAAUUUGAUGAGUACCAGACCAGAAGAGGAUGAAAUUAUACAGGAUUUUCUUGACAAUCUACAGGAUGAUGAGGCCAUUGAAGAUGAGUUUUUGGCCAAGCUUCCACUCAACGUAAAUGCAGUGAAAGAACUUCCAACCACUUUGAAAGAAGAGACUGAAGUUGAAGAAGAACGGGCUGAUGUGCUGAAAGGCAAGGAGGAGAUUGUGCAAAGAGUGCAGAUCUUAUUAAUUAACUUUCCUACCAUGCCGUUACCGAAUGAGACUGUUAUAUCUUCUACUGUAAACCUGCUCAUCUUGGAAGAGACGUCCUAUAACAUUGAAGAAAUAAAUGCAGAACAUCAUAAGCUAUAUCACUCUCUAACGGAUGAGCAAAACAUUGUUUAUGAGAAGAUCAUGACUGCAGUUGAUAGUGGCAGAACUGCGCACUCGAGAUUUGGUAUACCGUUAGAUUGUGAUGAGAACUCCACAUGCCACAAGAUCAAGCCAGACAGCGAUCUCACUGUACUCCUCAAGAAGACAAAGCUCAUUAGUUGGGAUGAGGCACCUAUGACGCACAGAUACUGCUUUGAAGUGCUGGAUAGGAGUCUGAAGGAUGUUAUGCGAUCCCCUGAAGGAAGUUGUUAUGUGAAACCGUUUGGUGGUUUGGUUGUUGGAGGAGCAUCUGCAUCUGAUGUUGAAGACAUUAAGAAAUUUGUAGAAUGGAUACUUAGUAUAGGGGAUGGUACAACUGGUGAGAGUAUUGGUGAUGGAGAAGCCGAUUUGAGGUUACCAGACGAUAUGAUAAUACGAGAUUCAAGUAAUCCUAUUGCAUCCAUAGUGAAAAGUACUUAUCUAAACGUACUGCAUACCCUGCCUAAUCCAGAAUAUUUUAAGGAUAGAGCUAUCCUGGCCCCAACCAAUGAUAUGGUUGAUUCGAUUAAUGAAUAUGUCAUGUCCUUGAUGCCUGCCAAAGAAAGGGUAUACCUUAUCUCGGUUAACAUUUGCAAAGAUGAUGGAGAAGUUGACCUUGAUGACGAAGUCUUUUCAGUUGAGUAUCUUAACACGAUCAAGUGUUCGGGAUUGCCGAGUCAUGAAAUCAAAUUGAAGGAGGGGUGCAUUAUCAUGCUUCUCAGAAAUAUAGGUCCUUCAAAUGAGCUUUGCAAUGGCACAAGGAUGAUAGUCACCAAACUUGGGGCCCGCGUGAUUGAAGCCAAGUUGAUUUCAGGUAAUAAUGCAGGCAAAAAGUUUCCUAUUGCAAGAAUGGUCAUGAGCCCCUCGGACUUCACAAAAUUUCCGAUUCGAUUUUAA
Molecule: messenger RNA, 1590 nt
Organism: Salvia miltiorrhiza (redroot sage)
Lineage: Eukaryota; Viridiplantae; Streptophyta; Magnoliopsida; Lamiales; Lamiaceae
Exons: 5
Coding region: 1-1590 (529 amino acids)
Biological process (GO): telomere maintenance; DNA repair
Molecular function (GO): DNA helicase activity
Source: RefSeq, a predicted model, not a curated record